This is a messenger RNA of Callorhinchus milii (elephant shark), 1089 nucleotides long. RefSeq names its product mitochondrial ribosomal protein L39 (gene mrpl39). Lineage: Eukaryota; Metazoa; Chordata; Chondrichthyes; Chimaeriformes; Callorhinchidae. The record is from RefSeq and is a predicted model, not a curated record. The coding region runs from base 1 to 969 and encodes 322 amino acids. Gene Ontology annotation, molecular function: RNA binding; nucleotide binding. Gene Ontology annotation, cellular component: mitochondrion. The transcript has 10 exons.
AUGGUCUUAAGAGGAUUUCUCUGCACGUCUGCAGCGUCUUCGCGCCUGACGAGCUCCGAGCUGGUUCAGAAGCGCAUCCAGCUGUUCAACAAGGAGAAAGAGAGACAGAGGUCACUGAUCCCCCGCAUCGAGAAGAUUGAAGUUAAAUAUGUGGGAACGUCAGACCCUGGGACUGUCUUCAUCAUGAACAAGGGGCUCUCUACCCCUUACAACUGUGCCAUGCAUCUCAGUGAGUGGCAAUGCAGGCGGUCAGUGCUGGCCCUUGUGGAUGGGGAAGUCUGGGAUAUGUAUCGACCAUUCCACAAGUCUUGUGAUAUCCAGUUCCUGACUUUCAAGGAUGAAAACCCUGAAGAAGUUAAUAAGGCUUAUUGGCGAUCGUGUGCUAUGAUAAUGGGUUACGUGCUUGAAACUUCAUUCAAGGACAAGUAUAGCAUUACUCUGGUCAGAGCCCCUGAAGUACCAGUAAUUUCUGGAGCUUUCUGCUACGAUAUCGUGUUAGAUGAGAGGCUGGACGACUGGAAGCCCUCCGUGGAGAACCUGCGCUCACUCACCACAGAGGCUCACCGGCUCAUUCAUAAGGACUCGCCCUUUGAAUCUUUGGAAGUGGUACCCAAGGUGGCACAGGAGAUGUUUCAGGAGAACCAGCACAAGUUGGAUACUAUCGAGGAAAUGGCUUCUCUCCACCCCAACAGACUGGUGAAGCUGUACAGAUGCGAUGAAUUUGUGGACGUGAGUGAAGGACCACACAUCCCCCGCACUAACUAUUGCUCUCAGUUUGAGAUCACUGCCGCACACAACCUGGGCGCAGGGCACCACGGGGCAGGGCUGCUUCGCAGGUUCCAGGGUCUAUCGCUGCCUGCUCACAUGAGGUCGUUCUUCUCUGUGUGGGACAGAUUGCGGCAGAGGUCUCAGAAACUGGUGACAGAAGAAGGAGCUCAAACAGAGACUGUAAAAACAACAGCAUCGUAAUAGGGGUGAGGGGGUGGGUCGGGGUGGGGGCGUGAGAAGCUUAAACAAAUCCCAGUUUGUUCUUAUGUCUAAUAUAUAAUGUCAACAGAAUGGUAUGGAUAAUAAAUGUAUAAAAGUGUA